CGGACCUAUUUUCCUAUAUCCCUAUUUGCAAGUACAGAAUAUUAUCUGCGAGUAAACUAAUUAAGGUAAAUAUGGAAAUUCAUACAAUAUAUGCUGCAGAAUAUGAGCUGAAUAAAGCAUAUAAAAAAUGCAGAGAAUUUAAAAAAAAUUGAACCACUGACCAAAUAUGGCACCUACAGUUGAAUUCUAGAACACAAUGUUACCGUGACAACUCUGACGUCAUCAUUCUGAAGGUAUAAAUUCUGCUGUAGGCACCAAUACCACUUCAAAACAAAUCUGAUUUCGAAGAAGAAGCAUCUCAAUAUGAAGUGGAUUUUUCUCAAUUGCUUUAGGCCCCCAGCGGUACCAAAGGACGCUGGAGAAGCUAUAGACGCAAAGGAGGAAAGAAAAAAGGACAAAGAAGGAAAGAAAAAGAAAUCCUGGCUGAAGAAGCUUUUUACAAAAAAAGGGAAAGGAAAAAAGGAAAUGGUGGAGGACAGCCAGACAUUGGCGAUAGAGGAGGACAGCCAGACAUUGGCGAUAGAGGAGGACAGCCAGACAUUGGCGAUAGAGGAGGACAGCCAGACAUUGGCGAUGGAGGACAGCCAGACAUUGGCGAUGGAGGACAGCCAGACAUUGGCGAUGGAGGAUAGCCAGACAUUGGCGAUGGAGGAUAGCCAGACAUUGGCGGUGAAGGAGGAGAGCCAGACAGUGGCGGUGAAGGAGGAGAGCCAGACAGUGGCGGUGAAGGAGGAGAGCCAGACAGUGGCGGUGAAGGAGGAGAGCCAGACAGUGGCGGUGAAGGAGGAGAGCCAGACAGUGGCGGUGAAGGAGGAGAGCCAGGCAAAGGUGGAGGAGAGCCAGGCAAAGGUGGAGGAGGAGAAGUACAAGGCAAUGGAGGAGGAGGAGAAGUACAAGGCAAUGGAGGAGGAAUACAAGGCAAUGGAGGAGGAGUACAAGGCAAUGGAGGAGUACAAGGCAAUGGAGGAGGAGGAGGAGAGCAAGGCAAUGGUGAAGGAGUGCAAGGCAAUGGAGGAGGAGAGCAAGGCAAUGGUGGAGGAGUGCAAGGCAAUGGAGGAGGAGAGCAAGGCAAUGGAGGAGAAGUACAGGGCAAUGGAGGAGAAGUGCAAGGCAAUGGAGGAGGAGUACAAGGCAAUGGUGGAGAAAAGCAAGGCAAUGGUGGAGAAAAGCAAGGCAAUGGUGGAGGAGAGCAAGGCAAUGGUGAAGGAGAGCAAGGCAAUGGUGAAGGAGAGCAAGGCAAUGGUGAAGGAGAGCAAGGCAAGGGAGGAGAUGCGACUCAACAUAGAACACUGACUAUCAGUACUACUGAAAUAUGUAAAUACUUGUAAAUAAAUCAUUAAAAAUGAA
Messenger RNA from Brienomyrus brachyistius, 1347 nucleotides. RefSeq lists its product as uncharacterized. The transcript is spliced from 2 exons. NCBI's taxonomy places the organism in Eukaryota, Metazoa, Chordata, Actinopteri, Osteoglossiformes, Mormyridae. The record is from RefSeq and is a predicted model, not a curated record. Bases 304 to 1293 code for a protein of 329 amino acids.